AUGUCAUCACGUGGACAACCACUGUCUAAUUCUAUCUCUACUAUCUUUGAUGAAGAAUUUCCUUUAACUCUUGAACCUAAAAUUGAAAAGCUUACAUUUGGAAGUAAUUAUGCUAUUCAAGGAAUUCCAUUAAGUGAAACUAUUGGUUUUUAUAAUAACACAGAUAAUACUUAUAAAUUAACAGUGACAACUGGUGAAUCACCAAAAUAUGAAUUAAGUGUUGAUGAAAGUAAGUUUACUAUUAAAAAAGGAGAACGAAUUCAAAUAAAAAUUACAUUAGUAUUUCGUCAUUAUGCUACAAUGGGAUUAACUGGUCAAGUUCAAUUUUCUUUAAAGAAAAAAUCAUUAAUGGGAGGUGAAAGUAUUCAACGAGCACUUCGUUUCCAAUUAGAAGGUGUUGUUCCAGCUUAUAAUGAAAAAGAUUUGGUAAAAUCAUCAGAUGAUGAACAAUUUAGAGUUGGAAUGAUCAAUGGAGUAUUAUCUAUGGUAAAAAAUGAAAGUGUUGUUGCAUUCAAAUAUAAUGUAAAAGAUGAAUUUGAAAAACAAGAUUAUGAAUUUAUUCAAAGUGUCUAUAGAGAUAUUCAUCAUCCAGCAAUUCUUGGUAUGGCAGGAAUUGUAUUAUCUUCAUCCACUAUUCUACUUGAUGGAGAUACAGUUACUGAUCUUCAAAGUUUAAUGGAAAAAGAAAAAAUGGCUGUUCCAUUCUUAUUA
Molecule: messenger RNA, 711 nt
Organism: Entamoeba dispar SAW760
Lineage: Eukaryota; Evosea; Mastigamoebida; Endamoebidae
Exons: 2
Source: RefSeq, a predicted model, not a curated record